UUAUUAGAAAAGUUUGCUCGUUUUCAUUCACGUCUUUUCAAUAAAACACAAGCACUCUAAUUAUUUCAAAUUUGCUCGUUUAUUGAUCCUUCUUAUAUCAAUAUUUGCUUUGCAUUACCGAACGUAAUUAUUUUCAUCUUUAAAAAAAUAAUAAUUGAUUUGCCCGGCUUACCACCAAAUACCGGCAACUGCACGGCAGCGAGAUAAGACCGCCUAGCAAGAUGCGCUUCCGCUAUCGCUAGAUACACAAGAAGUUGUUGCUUACAAAUUCGGCGUAGUCAUUGUCGUUUGUAAACAAAUUCUUGCAUGUCUUCCACGGAUGCACUAGGCGGUCUUAUUUUGCCAUGCGCUGCCGUACGGUUGCCGGUACUUGGCGAUAGACUGAGCGAAUUAUUUGGCGGUAAGUCAGGUUAUUAUUUUUUAAUGAACAACUUAUUAAUUUUUGCGAAAAUUAUAAAAUAGUAGGACUUUUCUACUCAAUUUAGUCAUCUCAGUCUCUAGCAUACCCUAUGUGAAAAAUUUUUUGACACCCCGUAUACAUGUAUGAUUAUCGCACUCAUGUAAAAAUAGAAACUCCGAGAUUAAGAUACAUAUGUUGAGUACACGUGUGCGUGCAGAAAGGAACAUGAUAAGAGAAAAGUCUAGCCAAGAAUCCAGCACAGCGAGAUAAACAGGUCAGUUACCAGAAUCUUUACCGCGAGAGAGUUAACGUAAUAAUUUUGUGUUUCCAGAAAGACUGCAUUUCUCGUACAUAAUUUUGUAAACCUUAACUCUAGUGAAGUGUUGAUCGAGUCAUAAGUAAACACUAUGGUCAAACAAAUAUACAAACAAGCAAGCAAGUAGCCAGCAUGUUAACAGCUGACUUAAAAUCGUCAGAAUCGUAACAUACUGUACAAUCAUAUCGUUGACAUUCAUUCAUGACGAUAUUGCAUCGAUGCUAAAUUAUAUAAAAUAUUAAUUGCUCAUUGCUUAAAAUGAGAUGUUUUCGAAACUUAUUUCCACAAUCCUGCUCAGUUAUAGGAAUGGUGCACGUGAAAGCGCUUCCUGGGACACCAAAAUAUGAAGGCUGCAGCGAAAAAAUCGUAGAAAAUGCAACAAAAGAAGCAUUACUAUAUGCUGAUUGUUCUUUGGACGGUAUUCUGAUUGAAAAUAUGCACGAUGUCCCUUAUAUUAAGCAGAAGGAUAUAUCGCCGGAAAUUAUUACUAUGAUGACUAGAAUUUGCACAGAAGUUAGAAGAAUCACACCACAAAAUAUUGCAUGUGGUGUUCAGAUCCUUGCCGGAUGCAAUAAGGAAGCAAUUGCAGUUGCUAAAGCUGCAAGAUUGCAGUUUAUUAGAGCUGAAGGAUUUGUCUUUUCUCAAGUGGCUGAUGAAGGCUUUAUUGAUUCAAAUGCUGGAACGUUAUUAAGAUAUAGAAAGCAAAUCGACGCGGAAAACGUCCUUAUUUUUGUUGAUGUCAAAAAGAAACAUAGCUCGCAUAUGAUCACUUCUGACGUGAGUUUGUUGGAAACUGUAAAAGCUGCAGAAUUUUUUUUAGCUGACGGCAUUAUACUAACCGGUAACGCAACUGGCGAAGAAACAAACGUGAAAGAUCUUUUAGAGGUUCGAGAAUGCAUCGCAUCCAAAUUACCGUUAUUAAUAGGCUCAGGCGUGACAUUGAACAACGUGGACAAUUACGUGAAUGCGGCAGACGCGUUGAUCGUGGGAUCACAUUUCAAGAUAGCUGGUCACUGGAAAAACGCGCUUGAUCCGGUGAGAGUUCGGGCCUUUGUUGAAUAUUUAAAAAAUCGACGAUUACAAUGACUGUAAGAAAGUUACAGUCGAACAAUGGUCGGAUAAUAGUUGAAAAUGAAAACCAAAGAAUAUAGUCAAUUAACCAUCAAGGAAUAAGCAACUAUUUGUCCAACUGAUUAAAUUUCCACUUCUGAUUUACUUUGUUACCAUCAAUUCUAAAGACUGUAAAAUAGAUUUUACAGUAUGCGUCUCCUAUGAUUUUCUCAAAGAACUGCAGGAAGAAAUAUAUUGAUUUGACAGAA
Monomorium pharaonis (pharaoh ant) is the source of this 2035-nucleotide messenger RNA. RefSeq lists its product as uncharacterized. The transcript is spliced from 6 exons. The coding region runs from base 975 to 1802 and encodes 275 amino acids. The record is from RefSeq and is a predicted model, not a curated record. Lineage: Eukaryota; Metazoa; Arthropoda; Insecta; Hymenoptera; Formicidae.